Messenger RNA from Dufourea novaeangliae, 1500 nucleotides. Its product is annotated as facilitated trehalose transporter Tret1-like. NCBI's taxonomy places the organism in Eukaryota, Metazoa, Arthropoda, Insecta, Hymenoptera, Halictidae. The record is from RefSeq and is a predicted model, not a curated record. Gene Ontology annotation, cellular component: membrane. Gene Ontology annotation, molecular function: transmembrane transporter activity. Bases 1 to 1386 code for a protein of 461 amino acids. The transcript is spliced from 5 exons. Gene Ontology annotation, biological process: transmembrane transport.
AUGGCCAGCGUGGAUCCGGAAAAAGAUGAACCCAAGAAGAUCACGAUCUGGCCACAGUGGCUCGCUGCGUUUUCACUCAGCUUAGCUGUUAUCGGAAGUGGUCUCGCGAAUGGCUGGGCAUCGCCGUACUUGGCUCAACUGACAUCAACGGAAGCGAACGUGCCUUUGAGACUGACAGAUACCGAAGUGUCCUGGGUGGCGUCCCUUUUAAAUCUUGGCCGGCUCGCCGGCGCUUUGCUCAGUGCACUGUGUCAAGACUACAUUGGAAGGAAGAGAGUGCUUCUGCUCAGUGGUCUACCAUUGGCCACGAGCUGGAUACUAAGUAUUUGCGCCACAUCGGUCGUAUGGCUCUACGCCUCGAGGUUCAGCUCAGGAAUCGGAACUGGAAUGGUAUGGAGUGGACUCUCUAUGUACCUGGGCGAGAUUGCUGAUCCCAAAAUUCGUGGAUCGCUGAUAUCCAUGAACGUGAAUGCAUCUUCCGUUGGUAUGUUCCUGGGCAAUGCGAUGGGCCCUUAUCUGUCCAUGGAGAUGUUCGGGUACGUGAGCCUCGUCCCGAAUUUCCUCUUCGUGAUCCUCUUCAGUUUGAUACCCGAAUCGCCCUACCAUUACCUUCUGCACGGGGAUAUCGACAAGGCUGAGGCGUCCCUGAAGUGGUUUAGGCGAGAAACCGACGUCAAAGCGGAGAUGCGAGAUCUCCAAGAAUUCGUCGGCGGGACUGGAACGAACAUUUUUCGAAACUUGAAGGAAUUCCUUGUGCCAAACAACCUGAAGAAAGGUCUAAUGGUUCUGGGUCUCUACGCUUUCACCUACUUCAGCGGAUACAACGCUCUGUUCUCGUAUGCAGAAAUAAUCAUGACGAAAAGUGAGAUUAGUGUACCACCUAGUCUUGUGGUGACGAUACUUGGAUUAUCGAAUAUCGUGGCUGGUUCAAUGGCCACGCUGUUGGUUGACAGACUUGGUAGAAAGGCCCUUCUGAUCAUGGCUGCCCUAGGAUCAUCGAUAUCGUUGGGAUUGUUGGGUCUCCAUUUCCACCUUCUCUCUCUGGGAUACGAUGGCGGCAGCUUGACGUGGUUGCCAAUAAUCGCCAUGUUGAUGUUCAACGUCUCCGUGUCUUCCGGUUUGCAACCGAUACCAAGCACCAUCUUGGGCGAAGUCUUCCCAGCGAAAUUGAAAAACAUGGCGUGCCUGUUCGUCAGUUCCAGCAACGCUAUAUUGUCGUUCGCUAGCGCGAAAACUUAUCAGCCAUUGUUGGACUUGAUCGGUGACAAAUUCGUGUACUGGACGUACGGCUUCUUCAUGUUGUUCUUGACGCCGUACGCUUACUACCUGCUCCCCGAGACGACGGGUAAAAGCCUUUUGGAAAUACAACGAUCGAUUAAAAAGUAGAAGAAUGCACGAUCGUUUUGAUUAUCCAUCGUGAACGAGAAAUAACUCAUUGAACUCACCAUCUUAAUGACCAUAAGAGAAAAAACUGACUUAUAUGCAGUAUUAACGUCACUA